GCUCCUCCCUCCUCUCCUCAGCCAGAACCACCAUCCCUCCCCCGUCUCAGUCCUCCUAAGUAACGCAAGAAGCCAUGUCUGCCCAAAACUUCCAGCAGCACCCUGCCGUUCGGACGGCCCAGGACAAGGCCAACUACUACCUGCACCAGCUGGACAAGGAGCUGUCAAAAUACUCGCUCUUCACCUCGUUCGAGCAGCGCACCCAGGUCCCCAAGAGCUACGCGUUCAUCGGCGCCGUCGCCAUCCUCGCCGUCUUCCACUCCAUCAACGUCUCCGCCGCCCCCGUGUCCAACCUCAUCGGCUGGGCGCUCCCCGCCUAUCUCUCCGUCAAGGCUCUCGAGACGCCCGGUCACCAGGACGACAUCCAGUGGCUCACCUACUGGGUCGUCUUUGGUUUCUUCAACUUCCUCGAGAGCUUUGCCCUCCGUGUUGUCCUCUACUACUUCCCCUGGUACUUUGCCACCAAGACCCUCUUCAUCCUCUGGCUCCAGCUGCCUGCCUUCCGUGGCGCACAAGCUCUGUAUGGCACCGUCGUCAAGCCUGUGUUUGUCAACGUGCACCACAAGACGAGCUCAGCGACGACAACGAGCACGGAGCACGUUGCGGUCGCAGCGGAGUGAUCUGCCUCGGUGCAUCGUUCGGUUCCUUUCGCUGUUAACAAGUUCGUAGAGUGCUCGCUACCAUGUCUUUCCGUUUCGCCACCUGGAGGCUUUUCUGUCUGGGUGUUGCGAGGAGUUGCAGGUGUGAAGGUGUUGGACGUCCUAGCCUGAUUCGUAUCAUAUGAUGGUUGUGUAUCUGACUGUUUACGAGUAUUCACGAUGUCAUGACCCUGGACCGUA
Fomitopsis serialis is the source of this 839-nucleotide messenger RNA. RefSeq names its product TB2/DP1, HVA22 family-domain-containing protein. NCBI's taxonomy places the organism in Eukaryota, Fungi, Basidiomycota, Agaricomycetes, Polyporales, Fomitopsidaceae. The record is from RefSeq and is a predicted model, not a curated record. The transcript has 4 exons. Bases 75 to 620 code for a protein of 181 amino acids.